Messenger RNA from Geodia barretti, 963 nucleotides. The record is from the annotation of a GenBank genome assembly. NCBI's taxonomy places the organism in Eukaryota, Metazoa, Porifera, Demospongiae, Tetractinellida, Geodiidae.
GUGUGUUGUGCCCGUGACGCCCGCACGCACGUUCAUUUCAGAACUUGUGUCUUCCAAGCUCGUAUGCAGCGCACAAGCAUGACUCUAGUAGAGGACGUGUACACUAUCGUUGGAUAGUGAGCAAUAGCAUCUCUCUUCUCUGGUUGUGUUCCUUUGUCUUGUCCUUGGGCCUCAGUCCAUGCAGCUGUAGACCUAAAAUUUGUCAUUGAGGGUGACCUAAAACCAGACGAUGGCACAGAGCAUAACUGCAUGGGACAGUCGAUAAAGAUAGGAUGUGCCUACAGAGGCUCUGUUGCUAAUGUCAAUCUGACCACUGGAAGUCCAGCAACAUCUCUGCAUUUGAGGCAAGAGAGUUCGUGGUCAUUUCAGUUGUUUGAUGGAGGACUCAGCUACACUGUUCUCGUCCGUGAUGCUAGUGGUACCAGGACCUAUACAUGUUCUGACGGACCACUCAUUGCUACGUUCACUAUUAUCUUCGAUGAUACUAGCUCCAGGUUCAGGCACCACACUUCUACUGACUCAACCUACUAGUCGUCCACUGAGCCAAGUACGGGUCCUCUCCUGCCACCACCGGCUCCAGUUCUUCACCAGCACAUCGGACGGUACUGGAGCCCCCCUACCAGUGGAGGACCUCUCAAGGGAGCACAGCUCUGGUGAAACAUCCUUCAAAGGUCUAAAGCCACUCAUCUACACCGUGGCGUCUGUCAUCCUGCUGGGCUUCAUACCUGCACAACAACUUUUGUUAUCAUUGCAGUGACCACUGUUUGUAGUGAAAAAAAACCUUUGAUAAGUGAUGAGAGUCUAUAUUAUACUCUACAGGAAAAGCACAAAACACCAGAGUUAUAGACGUUCUGUAUUAGGACCUGGGAGAUUAGUGUUGUUGUUCCAAACGGCAUUAUAGAGGUAGACUUUGCUGGUGUCACUGCUCAAAUCUCCCGUUGGGAAUUCCUUGAUGUCGUGGGC